Molecule: messenger RNA, 624 nt
Organism: Suillus bovinus
Lineage: Eukaryota; Fungi; Basidiomycota; Agaricomycetes; Boletales; Suillaceae
Exons: 6
Coding region: 1-624 (207 amino acids)
Source: RefSeq, a predicted model, not a curated record
AUGUUCCAGGAGUCGGGAAUUGGUAAUGGAGAACCCGGAACUCAGAGUUCAAUAUUCGGCAGUAAACAUUCGGUACUCGAUGCUUGGUACCCGACAUUUCAGAACUCGGUCAUCGGGACUCAAUAUCUGGAACUCAGAGUUCAAUAUUCGGAACUCGACACUCGAUAUUUGGUGUUCGGUAAUCGGGUCUCGGCACUCGGGUCUCGAUAUUCGGACCUCGCGUUCGGUAAUUGGGUCUUGGCACUCAGGUCUCAAUGUUCGGACCUUGCAAUCGGGUCUCAGCACUCGGGUGUCAAUACUCGGACCUCAGUAGUUAUGUUCUGGGAGUCGGGAAUCAGUAAUGGAGAAUCCGGAACUCGGAGUUCGAUAUUUGGUACUCGACACUCGGUACCUGACAUUUCAGAACUCGUAUUUGUCCAAUGCAUCCCCGACAUUCCGAUCCCGAUCCCGACGCCCGACCCCGACCCGAAAGUUUCAGACCUGACGUUUUCGCAUCGGACUCGUCCUCCCUAUGUCCUGUCCAGUCAUAUCUACUCCCACUGUAUUAUUACAUGUUUUCUCAUGGAUUUCGGACCCGAAAUAUCGCUACUACUCUCGCCUAUAGCAGUCCAAAUUUCUACAUAG